AUUGGGUAUACUGCCCCCUUCCCUGAGUCUGAGAAGCAGGAGAUCCUGGAAAAGUUGAACCAGUAUUCUGAGGAGGAACUGGGACAGUUUGUUGCGAAGAAGAAUGCAAAAUUAAUCUCCGCACACAGACAGAAGAAUGGAGAUUUUUCAUGCAUUGAACAGUUAUUAGAUGUUGAACGUGUUGAGACGAGGCUGAUGGAGAGAAUAUGUCGUGAUCUACUAAAAUUAAAGAUAAAAAGAAGUAAAUAUGAAACCAAGGACGGAAAAGAUAAUAUCAUGGUCAAAUAUUAUUCAAAGAAUGUACAUCCGCAUCCAGGGACUGAAGGAUUACCGGAAGGAAGUCAGAUUAUGGGAAUCAGAGUAAGUUUACGAAAAGUCAGCUAUGCUGUCCUCUCAGAUGAGGGUUUAGUGAGGUGGGGUAGUUUACCUGUGUUUACUCAAGUAUCCUCGAAAUCUCAAUAUGAACACACAAACCUAUUCUCUUUAUGUCAGGAUCUAGUUGAGAGAUUACCCCCUGCGGAUUAUUAUGUACAAGAAGACCUUCUUACAAUUCUACCAAACGAUCCAUACGUCAAGCUGAAAAUUAAUCUUGUUAAACUCAGGUCCUAUUUAAUGUGCACACUGACCAGCAGAAGUGUGUUGGGAAUGAAUAAUAUCUAUACCCUGAAACCUGCUAUACUGGAUUCUCUUUUUACUUUGAAAAUGGGAAGUGAUCGACUAUCUAUGCAGGAUAAACUGUGGAAUAUGAUCAAUGAAAAAAGCGAAACACCAAAUCUAUACAAUAUUAAAAUCAGUGAAGACAUGCUAAGUAUAUUAUAUGAUAAAGAGGAAGGUGGAGAACCCCUGGCUGGAGCUUUAUUACAGGCAGUAGCAUUCAAGCAUAUAGUGCAGACCUUAAAGCAGAAAACAGAGAGCUGAUACUGGUCCUUGGAGAAACAUUCACGAUUUUUUUUGGUUUUCAAAUCUCAAAAUAUGGGCCAAAGAAAAAAAUAAAAUCAGAAAAAGAACUUUUUGGGGUUAAAAAUCCUUACAAAUUGCAUCCAUUUUUUUACUAUUUAUUUCAGA
Molecule: messenger RNA, 1065 nt
Organism: Eurytemora carolleeae
Lineage: Eukaryota; Metazoa; Arthropoda; Copepoda; Calanoida; Temoridae
Exons: 11
Coding region: 196-918 (240 amino acids)
Biological process (GO): mitochondrial transcription; transcription elongation by mitochondrial RNA polymerase
Cellular component (GO): mitochondrial nucleoid
Molecular function (GO): DNA polymerase processivity factor activity
Source: RefSeq, a predicted model, not a curated record